This is a messenger RNA of Raphanus sativus (radish), 1563 nucleotides long. Its product is annotated as F-box/kelch-repeat protein At4g38940. Gene Ontology annotation, molecular function: protein binding. The record is from RefSeq and is a predicted model, not a curated record. NCBI's taxonomy places the organism in Eukaryota, Viridiplantae, Streptophyta, Magnoliopsida, Brassicales, Brassicaceae.
UUUUUUGUAAAAGCCCAAUGGGUUAUACAGAUGAGAAGAUAAAGUCCAUCCCGUUCUCAUUUACAACUUUGAUUAAGAGAUAAACCCUGCUUAAUCUACUCCUAAGCAAGAGAAAGAUUAAGAACACUAAAGUGCCACACGUGGACACGUGCAACACACGCGUCAGGCCCUGAGACAACGGGACACGCGAGAGAUUAAGAACAAAAUAGACCAGGAUAAGACAGAUAAUUGGUAAUUAGGAAUCGCAGCAAAACAAAGGUAAUCAAAAACAUUUGCUUCGUCUCCUUUCACAGCAUCAUGGAUCAUGACCUCUCUUCCGAAAGUGAAUCUGAUCAUAUAUGUUCACCUUCCUCACAACCGUCUCCGAUCUCUUCACUCCCCGAAGAACUAUUCAUCGACAUCACAGCGCGUGUCCCGCGGAGCUAUCACCCGACUCUCUCCCAAGUCUCCAGGCGUUUCCGCUCGCUCAUCUCCUCGCCGGAGCUUUACGCGAGACGAUCCAUCCUGGGACGCGCGGAGCAAUGCAUCUACGUGGCAGUCUCCAAAGACAAGGCCUCUUGUUGUAUCCACUGGUUCACUCUCUGCAACACAGAACGAUUUGGUCGUCAUCAUCAUCGAUUGGCUCACAUCUCCUCGCUCCCUCCGAUGCCUAUACACGGAAGCUACGUCUCCGUCGGGUCCAACAUCUUCGUGAUGGAUGGGAUUCACGACUGGAGCAUCGAAUCUAGCGUCUCGCUCAUCGAUUGUCGGACUCACAGGGCUCGGCCUCUCGCUGACAUGCCCAGGGCGGUGGCUGGCUCGGUCGCGGAAGCUAUCGACGAUAAGGUUUAUGUAAUUGGAGGAACGGAUGGUCAUUCUCCGUCGAGGACUGUGAUGGUGUUCGACACGAAGACUGAGGUUUGGGAGGUUAAGACGGGGCCAGAUUGGAGAGAGGGUGGCGAAAAGGGGUUGAGCAGUGUGGCUAUGGGAGGGAAGAUAUUCAUGAGGACUUGCUACAGUAGCUUCGUGUACGAUCCGAGUGGAGAUAGGUGGGAGAGAGACGAGGCUUUUCACUCCAUGGGGUGGUCGAAUUCGUGUGCGGUGGAAGGUGUGUUGUAUUACUAUGAUGCUCGCGGGAGGUGUUUGAGGGGUUAUGAUCCGGAGCUGAGAUCUUGGGGAGUGGUGAAAGGUUUGGAAGGUUUGUUGCCUGAGGGUUGUUGUUCGUGGUCGAAAACAGCGAGUUACGGCGGUGGUGGGAGGAUGGUUUUGUUCAUGCAGAAGGAGGAGAUUUGGUGCUCAGAGAUUGUGGUGGAAAGACGCCAAGGAGGAGAUAUUUGGGGUCAAGUUGAGUGGUGUGAGGUUGUGCUUGGUGGUGACUUUCGCAUUAUAGAUUGUCUACCCGUGGCUGUUCUGCUCUGAUCUGAUAGUAGAUACUAGAUAUAGUAUCGUCUCUUGGUGCUUUUUAGUUUUGUAUGAAUGUUUGGUUUAAAACAACCUCCCUUGGGAUGUGAAGGUUGUGUGUUUGUGGACCAAUUAUACCUUGUGAAUGGCUGUGUUUUUAUUAUAUAUUGAAAGCGUUAGGCA